Caenorhabditis angaria is the source of this 4618-nucleotide messenger RNA. The record is from the annotation of a GenBank genome assembly. Lineage: Eukaryota; Metazoa; Nematoda; Chromadorea; Rhabditida; Rhabditidae.
AUGACACUAAAUUAUAAUGCACACGAAAAACAAAUCGAGGCGGCUUAUCGAUUAGUUGGCGACUCAGCUGAUGGUGAUAAAUGGUGGGAAAUUUGAUUUUUGCGGCGGAAAAACGAGGCAUUUUUGCAGGGUGAUUUAUGAUUAUGAGGGGAAUUCGAAUACACUGCGAGUUGGAGAAGAGGGAACUGGUGGAUUGGAUGAAUUUGCUGGAAGUUUUAGCUCGGGAAAACUUCAGUUUGGAGUUAUCGCGGUUAGACUUUCCAGUGAUGUUAUUCCAAAAAUCGUGCUGAUUCAUUGGGUAAACCUUAAAUAUUUGGAAAAUCUUGAAAUUCAACAAAUUUUCAGCAAGGCGAAGGAGUUCCAACUCUCCGUCUAGCCUCAACCACCCAACAUGCAGAAGAAUUCCGUCGAUUUUUAAAGACUGUGCACAUUGUUCUGCACGCAAGAAGUGAAAUUGAUGUUGAACCGGAUGUUAUUCGAAAAGAAGUUGCGAAAUUGCCAGCAGCAAAUACAACAGCUCAUGUGAGUUGGUUCUGAAAAUCCUGCUGAAAAUGAGAAAUUUUUCAGGUUGAAUCAAGUUAUAGUUUGCCGGAGAAAAUCGAAUCGGUUUACAAACCAACAAAACCACAUGUUGAAUUGAAUCACUCGGCAAGAGAUCAAUUUUGGAAUAAAAUGAAUGAUGAGGAGAAAAAGUUGGUUUUUUGGGGGCGAAAAUUGCUGAAAAAUCAAAAAUCCAAUUUUCAGACGAGUUGCCGAGGAGAAAUCCGCUCACCAAGCUCAACAAAAGCAAUAUGAAGCUGACAGGCAACGAACAGCUGCUGAAAUUCAAAGUCAGGCUGAAAAUUAUCAACCUGAAAAGGUUACAUCUGUAUAUAAACCAAUUAAACCACAUGUUGAGCUGAAAUCAUCAGAAAGAGAAGAAUUUUGGAAUAAAAUGAAUGAGGAGGAGAAAAAGUAAGUGGUUUUGGGUGAAAAUUGAUCGGAAACUUGAAAAUUUACAUGAAAAACGUUGUUGUUGCUCCAGGAGCCAAAAAAAUGCUCAAAACUCUUUGGAAACCCUAAAUUUUUUAUCUGAUGUUCUAUUUUUCCCUUAAAAUCCGGUUUUUCAAGCCUGGAAUUCAAAAAAAUUUUGAAAAUAUAUUGAACAUCUAGAUUUCUUGGUUUGGAACCUAAAAAAAUAUUAAAAAUGCUCCAAGACUCGAAAAAUCACAUUUUCCAGUCUUAUCCUCAAAAUCAACCUGAAAUCCGAUUUUCAGACGAGUUGCCGAAGAAAAAUCCGCUCAUCAAGCUCAACAAAAGCAAUAUGAAGCUGACCGGCAAAGAACAGCUGCUGAAAUUCAAAGUCAGGCUGAAAAUUAUCAACCUGAAAAGGUUACAUCUGUAUAUAAACCAAUUAAACCGCAUGUUGAGCUGAAAUCAUCAGAAAGAGAAGAAUUUUGGAAUAAAAUGAAUGAGGAGGAGAAAAAGUAAGUGGUUUUGGGUCUAAAACUUGAAAAUUGAUGAAAAUUUGAAUAUUAAAGUCUAAGCCUUUCAAAAUGACUGAAAAUUGCUCAGCACUUGCAGAUGUAGCUAAAUCAUAUUUUGAGGGUUUUCGUAGCUGAACCGUAGAAAUAAUUUAAAUCUCCAGCUAAAUCGAAGCAGCAAUUUAGCUUGGUGUUUCUGACCGAUUUCUCAGCUAAAACACACAUACGUUUUAGCUACGGUUUUUUGGCGCGCAAACAUGUUUUCUUCGUUUUGUUUUGUUUUUCGACGAAUUUCGUGGCCUAAAGUUCAGAAAAGUACUGAUUACAUAUUAUAUCGUCUACGCGUCAAUGUUUUAUCAAUGGAGAACGAGUAAGUUCAUCUAAAAGUUACGUUUUACGUUGAAUUUUUGCAGAAAAACAGUCAGUUUGUUGCGUUUCUCGAAAAAGUUGAAAGUGAUGGCGAAAUCUUCAAUAAAUUAGGUAAUUCCAACAAAUUUUCCAAUAUUCCACAAUGUUUCUCAAUUUACAGAUGUCAAUAACAAGAAAAAAGCCGGAUGUCACGGAUGUCGACCAAUUUGGCUUCUAAUAGGUUUUUGGGAAGUUAAACCGCCAAAUGGAGUCGCAAAAUGCACAAACACCACAUCGUCAUGUUUUGCCAGCCUACCGCCCUAUUGGGAAAUUGUAAUUGCUGCUUUUCUAUCCAAUAUUCGGCCGGUUCAGGAUCCAGAAGCUAUCAAACAACUGCGAGAAAAAUAAGUGUUUCUGGUGAAUAACUGGCUAUAAUUUCAUAUUCUUAUGUUAUUGUAUGUUUCAAUACGAAUAAAUGUUUUAUAUUUGCAAGUUUUCUAACUACGCCAAAUACAGAAAGAAAUCCGCAUGAGCAGUAUUUCGCAAUAAACAGGAAAACAGUUUUCGUAGCUAAAACAUGCGUGUGUGUUUCGUAGCUAAAACAGACUUCGGUGUGUGUUUGUAGCUAAACCGCACACUGUUCGUAAAUAAAACGCAAGUGUCAAGGGCUGCGAUCGGUUGAGCUAUGAAUUAGCUACAUCUGCAAGUGCUGAGAUGAAUACUGUCGCGAAAAAUCAAAGUUUUCUGCAAAAUUUACAAAAAAUUAUAUUUCUACUUCAAAAAUUCUGAAAUUUUUCUAAACAAUUAACUUGAAAUUUGAAAAUGAUGGUUUUUUUGGGUCUAAAACUCGAAAAUUCGAAUCCGACUUCAAAAAUCCCAAAUUUCCAGGCGAAUUGCCGAGGAAAAGCGUGAAAAUGAGGCGAAACAGCUGAAAUUCGACGAAGAACGCAAAAGAACUGCAAAUGAAAUUCACGAAAAAAUGGAAAAUGGGCAAUUCGAGAAGAAGGAAAAACCAGUGAUAACUGGUGGAUUGGUUGGAAGUCGAAAGGAGAUUUUUGCCAGUAAAGGUGAGUUUUUGCGGGGUUUUGAUGGGAAAAGUGCGAAUUUUGAGGGCUUUUUGGUCUGGGAGGUGGAAAAAUCAGGUUUUUUGAUCCAAGAGCCAUCUAUCUCCAAAAUCUAACAAAUCCAAAUUGUCUUCUGAAAUCUCCCCAAAACCCCCUAGAAUCUUUGCAGACCCUCUUCCCCUUCCAAAACCAAUUGGAUCAAAUGGAUCUUCUCCAACAUCAACUUCAGCCAAAAAAUGGCCGCCAGUCUCAACAAAUCAUCAAAAUCAAGAGAUUCGAGAUGUUGUGAAUCGCCAAGAAGCACAAAAUGCUGCUCAGGAAAUUCCACAAGAGCCGACUAAAGUUGCCUAUGUUCCAGAGCCAUUUGGUGAGUAUUUUGGGGGUUUUUGAGAUGGAAAAACCUAUUCAAAAUUAUAUUUUUUCCAGUUCAAAAACCGAUUUCUGCACCAGUACCAGAAUCGCAACCCACUUACGAUGCCUACGAAGUUCCACCACAAGAACCCGAGCAACCACAAUCGCCACCAACAUUUUUACCACCGGCUCCAAAAGUUACGCCAACUCAACUUCCACCACCACCUUCACAGUUCAGCUCGCAAUAUGACACGCUACCCGAAGAUUCGUGGGGCGAUGAGCCAGAGGAGAAAAUGCCGGCUCAUAUCUCGUCGCAAUAUGAUUUGCCACCGCCGAGUUUUGAGCAACAGCCAGAGGAGCCGAAACAGAGCUGUGAGUUUCGGGGGAUUUUUCAUUGAAAAUAUUCGGAAAAUCAUGUAUUUUAACCUAAAACACACCAAUUUUGACCAAAAAAUCAAUAUUUUCAGACACAUCUACCACUAUUACACCACCAAAAAUCGAUCAAUACGAUUUUCCACCGUCUGUGGAAGAGUCGUUGAAAGCGAUGGCUUUGUGGGAUUAUCAGGCGGCUGAUGAUACCGAAAUAUCAUUUGAUCCUGAUGAUAUUAUUACCGAUAUUGAUCAGGUAUGGGAAUUUUUGGGGGGAAUUUGGACGUAUGGGGCCAGAAAAUUAGUGAAGAAAAACUUUGGCCCAAAUUUUUCUUCACUAAUUUUUGAUAUACCACUUUUGUGAAUCUGAUAAAUCGAUUUUUAAUGAAAAAAAUAAAAAAAAACAUUGUGUUCUAAUAAUUUUCGACCCGCUGAUCACAAUUCCAUUGUCAAAAAUUGAAAAUCUCAACUCCUAAGUGGCUUUGGGAGGUCAGAACUAGAUUUCGAGAUGGUUUCCAUGAAAAUCUGAUAGCAUAUGGUUGUUCAGGAGGCUCGUUUACAUAUUUUCCUAGGUCUCGUGGUGAAAAAAGAGAAAAUUCAGGCAUUUUCCGCUUCAGGACCCAGGGAAAAUCGAUUUUUCGCCACGAGACCCAGGAAAAUAUGUAAUCGAGCCUUCUAAACAACCCUAUUCUAUCAGAUUUUCAUGAAAACCAUCUCGAAAUCUAUUCUGACCUCCCAAAGCCACUUUCAAAAAAUAACUCAUAUUAGAAGUUUAGAUUUGCAAUUUUUGACAAUGGAAUUGUGAUCAGCGGGUUGGAAAAUACUAGAAAAUAUAUAUUUCAUUAGAAAUCCAGAUUCCUUAUAAGCUCAUAAAUUUUCAGAACAGCUUCUAGAAGCCUUCAAAAAGUUUCUCUAAAAUUAAAAAAAAAUCUAAUUUUACAGGUUGACGAAGGUUGGUGGAAAGGAAAAUCGCCAAAUGGACAAAUCGGCCUGUUCCCAGCAAAUUAUGUGAAAUUAUUGUGA